Molecule: messenger RNA, 1161 nt
Organism: Dama dama (fallow deer)
Lineage: Eukaryota; Metazoa; Chordata; Mammalia; Artiodactyla; Cervidae
Gene: NEUROD4
Product: neuronal differentiation 4
Exons: 2
Coding region: 161-1153 (330 amino acids)
Biological process (GO): nervous system development; regulation of DNA-templated transcription
Molecular function (GO): protein dimerization activity
Source: RefSeq, a predicted model, not a curated record
GGGCAAUUCUAAGAGGCAGUGGCCGAGUUUAACAUGGAUCGCUAAAAGCACCUGCUCCUAUGCUCUGGAUGGUCAGGGAGACUUGGCUUCUCUAAGUCUCCUCCAGGACACAGAUUCACAGAGUUCACGCCAGGGAUUGCUACUGACAGAGAGUCUGGAGAUGGCAAAAGCUUAUGUGAAACCCAAGGAGAUGACAGAGUUGGUCAACACACCCUCUUGGAUGGACAAAGGUCUGGCCUCUCAGAAUGAGGUGAAGGAGGAGGAGCGAAGACCGACUGCUUAUGGAAUGCUUGGCAGCUUAACUGAAGAUCAUGACAGUAUUGAGGAGGAAGAAGAGGAGGAAGAAGAUGGGGAGAAGCCUAAAAGAAGAGGUCCCAAGAAAAAGAAGAUGACAAAAGCUCGCCUUGAGAGAUUCAGGGCUCGAAGGGUCAAGGCUAAUGCUAGGGAACGGACCCGGAUGCACGGCCUGAACGAUGCCCUGGACAAUCUGAGGAAGGUCAUGCCGUGCUACUCUAAGACCCAAAAGCUCUCCAAGAUAGAGACUCUUAGACUGGCCAGGAAUUAUAUUUGGGCUUUGUCUGAGGUCCUAGAAACUGGACAGACACCUGAGGGGAAGGGCUUUGUGGAGAUGCUCUGUAAAGGGCUCUCUCAGCCGACAAGCAACCUGGUGGCUGGCUGCCUCCAGUUGGGUUCUCAGUCCAUCCUCCUGGAAAAGCGUGAGGAGAAAUCUGUUUGUGACUCUGCCAUCUCUGUCCACAACUUCAACUAUCAAUCUCCCGGGCUCCCCAGCCCUCCUUAUGGCCAUAUGGAAACACAUCUUAUUAAUCUCAAACCCCCAGUAUUCAAGAGUUUGGGAGAGUCAUCUUUUGGGAGCCAGCCGCCUGACUGCAGCACCCCACCUUAUGAGGGCCCACUCACACCACCCCUGAGCAUCAGUGGGAACUUCUCCUUGAAGCAAGACGGCUCCCCUGACCUGGAUAAAUCCUACACUUUCAUGCCACACUACCCCUCUGCAAGCCUAAGCUCAGGGCAUGUGCAUUCAACUCCUUUUCAGGCUGGCACCCCCCGCUAUGAUGUUCCCAUAGAUAUGUCCUAUGAUUCUUACCCCCACCAUAGCAUUGGGGCCCAACUCAAUACAAUCUUCACUGACUAGGGCAGUCA